GAAGCUGCUUUGCUUUGCUUUGCUUGCUUCUCUCCGCCUGAUGCUUUACCCACCUCCGGCUGCCAACGAGUACCCUGUGGCUGUGGCAUUGCUUCCCAAAUCCCAAUCCCUCCAGGCUCCAGCUCUUCCCCAGCACCGCCAUCGCCCCGGUCGCCGCUGCCGUCCGCUGAUAUUUGUCACCACCGACUGCUGUGCCGUGCAGUGCAUCCCAUCAAUCUCAGAGGUUGGUGACGCAGCAUUGUUCUUGAGGUGGUACAGGAUGAGGUGGGAACAAGAACAAUGCUGGGCGUCUCCGGCGAGAUCGAUAAGUUGGGCGACAAGCUCCAGGACCUUAAGAACUUCCUCACCGACGUCGAUAGGAGGAACAUCACUGACGAGACAGUCCAAGUCUGGGUGGGGCAGCUCAAGCGCGCCAUGUACGAAGCUGCUGACAUCCUUGACCUCUGCCAGCUCAAGGCCAUGGAGCGUGGGUCUUCCUCCACAGAUGCAGGGUGUUGCAAUCCCUUGCUCUUUUGCAUGCGGAAUCCCUUCCAUGCUCGUGAGAUCGGCACCCGCAUCAAGGCACUCAACCAGAGGCUCGACUCCAUCAAGGAGCGGAGCGCUGCUUUCAACUUCAUCAAUCUUAGGUCCUAUGAGGAUUGUCAUAGCAGCAAUGUCCACAUCUCUCCUCAUGGCAAUCCUAGCCAGGAGACGGUAGGGGACUCUGACCGGUCCGCUAUUGUUGGAUACAAGAUUGAAGAAGACACAAGAGCACUGGUGGCCCAAAUCAUGCAGAGGGGAAAGGAUGACAACAAUGGCAUCAAGGUGGUUGCUAUCGUAGGUGUUGGUGGGAUCGGCAAGACCACCCUCGCCCAGAAGGUCUUCAAUGACGAGGCAAUCCAUGGUGAAUUCAGCAAAAAGAUAUGGUUGAGCGUCAACCAAAACUUCAGUGAUGUUGAUCUGCUGAGAAGGGCCAUCAUCGAAGCCGGAGGAGAUGCCCAACCACCUGAAAGUGCAAAGACCAGCCUUCACGAAACCCUCAAGAAUACAUUGAUUGACCACAAGACCUUUCUGGUAAUGGAUGAUGUGUGGAACCAUAGAGCAUGGGAUGACGUGCUGAAAAUACCCUUAGUCAAUGCUGCUGCUCCAGGCAGCCGAGUCCUCGUCACUACCAGAGAUGAAGGUGUUGCCCGAGGGGUGAAAGCUAUAUUGCCGUGCCACCAUGUCGACAUAUUAGCGCCUGAAGAUGCUUGGUCAUUGCUCAAGAAGCAGAUAUGCUCAAGUGAGAUAGAUGAAGACCACACCAAUACGCUUAAGGAUAUCGGCUGAAAAUUAUACAGAAAUGUGUCUAUUUACCAAUUGAUGUUAAAGUAAUGGGAGGACUCUUGCGUGAAACAGGGGGGCUACGUCGUGACUGGCAGUAGGUUUUGGAUGACUCUAAAUGGUCAACAACUAAAAUGCCCGAUGAGCUCAACCACACAAUAUACUUAAGCUAUGAAUAUAUGCCUUCUUACCUGAAGCAGUGUCUUCUGUACUACUCUCUUCUUCCUAAAAACAGAAAUUUUACUAUGGAUGAAGUUGUUGCAAUGUGGAUUAGUGAAGGAUUUAUUCAUGGAAAUUCUAAUGAUUUAGAACAAUUGGGAGAAAAUUACUACAAGGAGUUGGUAUCUAGGAACCUUAUAGAGCCAGAUAAAUCGUAUGCUGAUCUAUGUGUUUGCAACAUGCAUGAUGUUGUUCGCUCA
Messenger RNA from Triticum aestivum (bread wheat), 1721 nucleotides. RefSeq names its product disease resistance RPP13-like protein 4. Bases 280 to 1308 code for a protein of 342 amino acids. Gene Ontology annotation, molecular function: ADP binding. Lineage: Eukaryota; Viridiplantae; Streptophyta; Magnoliopsida; Poales; Poaceae. The transcript has 3 exons. The record is from RefSeq and is a predicted model, not a curated record.